This is a messenger RNA of Elaeis guineensis (African oil palm), 783 nucleotides long. RefSeq lists its product as uncharacterized. The record is from RefSeq and is a predicted model, not a curated record. Lineage: Eukaryota; Viridiplantae; Streptophyta; Magnoliopsida; Arecales; Arecaceae.
ACUUUUUUUUCGUCCAUCUAUAGCCCUUAAAAACGCUCCCCCGGACUCCCUUCUGUGUCUCCCUCUCCGGCCCUUCUUCCACCCUCAACAAAGAAAGAAAUAGAAACCAAGCCUCUUAGGCUCCCGUUUCCCUCAGGGCCACCGAGACCAAGAGUGAGGGGGAUCCCACCAUGGCUGACCCCGAAUCCAAGGUCCUGUUCGUCAAGAAGAGACACCGGUCACGAGACUCGGCGCGUGACAAGGCCUGGCUUCGCAGGAAGAGCCUCCGGCAUGGCCGCUUGAGGGGAGCUCCGGUUGGCCGGAGCGUCGUGGACGACGACGUCGACGAGCUUCGCGGGUGCAUGGAUCUCGGAUUCGGGUUUGCCUUCGACUCCGGCGACGAUGGCACCACUAUCGUCGCCAGGCUCGCUCGGACCUUCCCUGCCCUCGAUCUCUAUUAUGCGGUUCACAAGCAGUAUCACGUUUCAGUUGUCGGAUCCGGGUCAGGGUCUGACUCCUCAUUUGAUGGGUCCCCACCCGAUUCCCCUGUCUCCAUAAUCUCCCCGGGUGCAAGCCCGGAACGGGUGAAGAAAAGGUUGAGGCAAUGGGCCCGAGUGGUUGCAUGCUCAGUGCGUCAGCGUUCGUGAACUUCCACUGGCAAAAGAAAAUGAAAGGAAUAGAAGAAAACAAAGACCUUCCCCCUCUGGAUGCAAGAUCAACAAACAUGAUAAAAUCGCUUUUCUUGGUUGUAUUGUGUUUUUCCCAAAGCAAGCAAUAAUAAAAUGCACGUACGUGAUGCUUCAA